Messenger RNA from Tilletiopsis washingtonensis, 1993 nucleotides. RefSeq lists its product as hypothetical. The record is from RefSeq and is a predicted model, not a curated record. The transcript has a single exon. NCBI's taxonomy places the organism in Eukaryota, Fungi, Basidiomycota, Exobasidiomycetes, Entylomatales. The coding region runs from base 225 to 1892 and encodes 555 amino acids.
CGCCAAGCAAAAGCAAGGCCGGCGCGCCUUCGCGCUUGCUUCCCACACCCGUCAUCCCUCAAGCGCUCGAGACACAAGCUCAAGCUCAGGCCUUGACGUGCGCUCAGCGCCGUCCCUGCUCAUCCACUCGCUCGCGCUUCGCCAGCUGGUCUGCAGGCGUCUGCACGUGCUCGAUGCAGCGGUGAUCUGCGCCCCGCCAUCAAGCGCCCUUCGCUUCGCCCACGAUGGCAUCCUCACACAGCGACCUGUCGCCGUCGCCGCCGCCCGUCGCCUCGUCGUCAUCAGCGCGGGCUUCUUCUUCGGCAACGGCUGCUGCGCUGCUUCCGCCUCGCCGGCGCACACGGCCGCCUGCGCGCGACAAGCAUGCCAUCGCCGGCUAUCGCGCGCUGCUGCCGCUCGCUGCAGCUAACAAGAAUGGGCAGGCAGCAGGCGCAGAGCUCGACUGGGAGGAGGUGCUGCUGCGCGAGCUCGCUGGACCGGCUCCGCUGGCACCACGCAUGACGCAGACCACGAUCACACGCAAGAAGGCGUGGCCCACCGGCGACGAGCAUGCGCAGUGGAGCACCUUCGACGAGGUCGCGGCGAGCAACGAGCGCAGCAAGAAGGAGCGCUUGCUCCAUGAGCGGCAAGAGGCGCUGAUUGGUCGCCUGAUGACGCGCAGCUUCGAUGCACAUGACGAUGAGGCUGGGUCCGAUGCCACUUCGUCGUCGUCGUCGUCGUCGUCGUCGUCGUCGUCAUCCUCGAGCAGCUCAAGCUCGAGCUCAGCGUCGUCCUCUGCCUCAGCGUCGGCUGCACAGCGCCGUCGCUCGCCCUCGCCGCGAGAUCCAUCUCCUGGCGUGCUCGCGGCCGCACUGCACUCUCACGUGGCACUGCAUCGUCUCAGCGUCGCGCUCGCUCCGCCGCUCGGCAAGCGCCCGCAGCCGCUGACUGAGGAGCGGAUGCUGCAUGCGCUGCCCAUCGCCGGCGCGACGAGCGAGGCAGUCGCCGCUGUACGAGCUGAGGCUGGCGUGCUGGAUCCCGAUCCGGGCCAGCCGCAGCGGCCAGGCACGACAUGGUCAGCGCUGAACAUGCGUGCCUUCGUCGAGCCGACUGCCGUGCUUGCGCCGCCGCGUACGCGUGCACAGCAGGACGAGGCGCUGCUCUGCGACCCGUUCUUCGCGCGGGUCAAGCUCGCCAAGAUCAAGGGCCGCACUCCGAACAUGAGGCGAAAGCUCGGCGACACGGUGCCGCUGCUCGUCGCCUCGACGUCCGCCAAGCUCUUGGAUCCGGGCAUCGACGUCGACGAGGCCGUGAGACGAAGCAGGAAUGCGCGCGACUGGGUGCUCGACAAGUUGGAGGUUCGCAAGAAGCGCAAGGCCAGGUCUCGAGAGUACCGCGCGCAGCGACGCGCUCGCGAGGCUGAAGCGAAGGCGCAAGCGCAAGAUGAGGAGGAGGAGGCGCAGCCAACCGCAGCGCGCGAGGGCGAUGAGGCAUCUGCGUCUUCAUCAUCGGGCUCUUCCAGCUCAUCAUCCUCGUCGUCAUCUUCGUCGUCCGAUGACGAAGCGCCGCAUACAAGCAGCCGCGGUGCCGCCUCUGCCGCAGAGAUCCGCGUGAAGCGUCCAAGGUCGGACAGCGACGCCAGCGAUCAGCCGGGACCGCGACGACGAGCUCGAAGAGGCGGCUCGCCUCCGCAGCCAGGGCCGGCGACCGGCUCAGGGGCUUCUUCCUCCUCGGGAGUCCGGCGCGCAAGUGCUUCAGCCCCUCGCGCUCCUCAACGGCCACAACGUCUGUCCCUGCCUCCCUCAACGCAUGCCUCGUCACGAUCGGAAAGCGAGGCGAGCGAGUCGCCCGUCCGCGCACGCCCGCCACGCCCUCCUCCGUUCAAGAAGAAGAAGCCGUGCCGUGGCUUCUGAGAACGAGCGCCAUUCUUCGGCCCAGGCGCGUCGUUGCGGCACGCUCCCAUGUACCUCGCGGCUCAUACGAACGAGCCCGAAAUGUGCCAGAGGGCGAGCUC